AUGCCACAACGGGAUCUAGUUUCGUGGAACGUGAUGCUUUCUGCAUUUGCCAAGUCUGGGCAUUUUUUAGAAGCUUUGGAUCUCUUCCGAUCAUUUCCAGAACGUAACAUUGUUACAUGGAACACACUAUUUUCAGCGUUUGAAAGCGCAAAUCUCAUAAAUCAUGUCCUGGAAGCUUUUCACGCAAUGCCCGAAAGAAACACACUGUCGUGGAAUGCAGUUCUUGCAGCAUUUGCCCAAUCAGGGCAUAUUGAAAGUGCAAAGCAAUUAUUUGAUGCGAUGCCGGAUCGCGAUAUGGUUUCAUGGACCACACUACUUUGCGGUUUCUCCCGCGUUGGAGACGUUAAAUCUGCCGAGGAGUGCUUCAAGGGGAUGCCAUUUCGGAACUUGGUCUCGUGGAACGCGAUGCUUUCGGUGUAUGUUCAAGCUGGAGAGAUCACCAAAGCGGAGAUCAUGUUUGAGGAGAUGCUCCCGGAGAGAGGAGUGGUCGCCUGGACUGUCAUGCUGGGCUUGUACAUUGAGCACCAGGGAGAGGAUUCCACCUUUAAGGAUAACUUCCUUUCGCGAAUGCCGGUGAAGAACAUUGUGUCGUGGAACUUGGUGCUCGUCGAUCUUGCUCAGAAGAGAAAGCUCCACGAAGCCAAUUGCGUCUUUGAUUCCAUGCCCGAGUGGAACCUCGUGGCCUGGAAUGCAAUGCUCAUGGCCUUCUCCCAAGAAGGCGAUAGCGGGAACUUGGAAAACGCCACCAUUCUCUUCCGAGCAAUGCCGUGCAGGAGCUUGAUCUCGUGUACGACAAUGCUGGUGGGCUUCGUCCAGCACAGGAAACUCGAGCAAGCCAAGUGCCUGUUCGAUCAUGGCAUGCCAUACCACGAUGCUGUUUCGUGGAAUGCCAUGCUUGCUGCGUAUAACCAGGGCCAAGAGAGGAGAAAUCUGCUGGAACUCACUGCCUUGUUCGUGGCUAUGCCAGAGAAAGACAUGGUUUCCUGGACGCAAAUGGUGGUGGCGUAUGGACAGAAGGGAUGCCUCGCAAGUUCUCUAGUACUGUUCCAGCAGAUGCCGGAGAAGAAAGACUCUACUGCGUGGAAUGCAAUGCUUACACUGAAUGCCCAAGCCGGGAACUUUGAGCAAACUUUCGGGAUUUACAACGAGAUGGCGAUGGAUGGUUCUCGCCCUGACGAGGUCUCCUUCUCUGGAAUACUUCUUGCCUGCAGCCACUGUGGCGAUCUUAAAGUCGCCAAGCUUUACUUCGCUUCGAUGCUGCGCGACCAUUGCUUGGUGGCUACCAAAGAGCAAUACGGUUGCUUGGUUGAUCUUCUCAGUCGAGCUGGGCAUUUAGGAGAUGCUCGAGACCUCAUUGCAAGCAUGCCAUUCGUUCCAGAGAGUGGAUUCUUGACGAGCUUUGUCCGUGCUUGCCAAGGCUUGAGCGACGUGGAAGCGGGAAACCAGAUUGCCGAGAAGGCCAUUCUCGGGGAUCCAGGGAGUGACGCUCCUUAUGUUUUGAAAGCGAGCAUAUUUCAGUCGAAAGGUGGCUGA
Selaginella moellendorffii is the source of this 1533-nucleotide messenger RNA. Its product is annotated as pentatricopeptide repeat-containing protein At4g02750-like. Gene Ontology annotation, molecular function: protein binding. The coding region runs from base 1 to 1533 and encodes 510 amino acids. NCBI's taxonomy places the organism in Eukaryota, Viridiplantae, Streptophyta, Lycopodiopsida, Selaginellales, Selaginellaceae. The record is from RefSeq and is a predicted model, not a curated record. The transcript has a single exon.